AUGGCCCCCAUUUCCGCCCUCUUCUCCGCCAUCCUCCUCCCGGCCCUCGCCUUCGCGCAAUCCAGCGGCAGCAGCAGCACCACAAUGUCGGCGUCCGCGUCGAAAACCACCGCCGUCACAACAUCCAGCUCCACCAGCGGCACCACGACGGCCACGUCCAGCACCGGCUACCCGUCGGCGACGCUGGCCGUCAACCAGGGCAGCAAGGGCUACGAGUACGCCGGGUGCUGGAACGAGACGAUCGGUUACGCACAGGCCGGCGGCGUGCGCGCGCUGGCCGGCACCAUCAACGCGACAGACUCGAUGACCCCGGAGGUCUGCUUCGAGCUUUGCGACGGCUCGCAGUUUGCUGGGCUGGAAUACGGACGGGAGUGCUACUGCAGCCCGUACCUCUCGUCCCUGUCGACCGAGCUGCCUGAGGGCGCAUGCGGUAUCCCAUGCAAGGCGAACGAGACGGAGGCGUGUGGCGGCUCCUGGGCGCUGUCGUUGUACAACCGGACGAGCGGCGCCAUGAGCUGGGGCCCCGGCGCGGCAGGAACGCACGCGAUCUGGAGCGCUGUGGUGGUUGCGGGUGUGACGGUUGCGGCUGGGUUUGUUAUGGAUCUGUGA
Molecule: messenger RNA, 609 nt
Organism: Diplodia corticola
Lineage: Eukaryota; Fungi; Ascomycota; Dothideomycetes; Botryosphaeriales; Botryosphaeriaceae
Product: wsc domain containing protein
Exons: 2
Coding region: 1-609 (202 amino acids)
Source: RefSeq, a predicted model, not a curated record